Messenger RNA from Colletotrichum graminicola M1.001, 2490 nucleotides. RefSeq lists its product as uncharacterized. Lineage: Eukaryota; Fungi; Ascomycota; Sordariomycetes; Glomerellales; Glomerellaceae. Bases 1 to 2490 code for a protein of 829 amino acids. The transcript is spliced from 3 exons. The record is from RefSeq and is a predicted model, not a curated record.
AUGAGCCCGCCGCCACUAGAAAAGGGAAAGAAGCCUGUCACCGGCGACCCGAGCGAAUCCGACCAAGAUAGCCGGCGCCGCGACGGCUCGCCUCGUGUAUCGGAUCUCGAGACGGCCGAUGACCAUCUGCCCUCCGAUGAAGCCCAGCAAGAGCAUGAGACUUCCGAGACGACUCUCACCGAGUCGAAUCCGCCCCGGUCUCGUACCAGAAGCCGUCUCUCACGCUUUCUCAUCAGUCCUUUCUCGGGCAGCCAAGAUGGAAACUCGGACGAAAUUCCCCCGAAGAAAGCACCGGGGUCUGCAGUUCCGAGCUGGAACAACAGCCGCGCCCAACUCCCUUCGGUGGACCACUGCCCAGGCUCCUCCGAAACGCCUGCAUCAGUGCAGCUUCCCGAAGGCUGGAACAUGAUGAUGAUGAUGAUGAAUAAGAAGAAGAAAAAGAAGAUAACGAGUGUAUCCGACCUCGCAUCACACAAUGACCAUAUCUCCGACGCUGCCGUGGUCAUUGACCCAGCCUUUCUGUCCAAAGCAGAGGCGGGACAGAAAAGCCGUCGUGCCGAGCCCCCGGUGUCGAAAGAACUUGACUUUGGAAUCUUUGAACCCCAAUUUUCAUCAAAGGUGCCAGCGGGACUCGAGACAGAAGCAGUUGGCGAACUUGUUGACAACCCCGACAAACCUCGUCCAAGUCCGAUGAAAGCAACUCGCCCAACCACACCAGAGCUCAGGAGCGGUAGGGACUUCGAUGGCAGCUCUUCCAACACAGAAAAUGAAGUAUAUCAGGAGAUCGACGACCCGUCCAAGAGAUUCCAGAGGGUCAUGGUUGACAGAGUUAUGUCGUCCUUCAUGAACUGGCUGGACACGAAACUGAAAGUCAAGAACGAAGAUGGGUCGCUCGACCCAGAGCAAUCGCUGCCUGCAAUUACUCAUUGGGGCUCCGGAGGCCAAGAUGAGUCGGAUAUCCCUCCCCCUCCAACAUCUGUACCUCUGGUUUUGCCAAUAUCAACAGAAAGUGCCAGCGAGUUUGCCUUCAACGCACCGGUGCCAAGUUGUCGAAGCGAUGUGGCGUUGAGAUCGGCCCUCCCGUCACCGUCACCGCCGCCAGCACUGGGAGCACCAGGUUACAUCCCUGACAAGCGAAAGAAGGUCGGGGUAGUGCCUCGGCUUGCCAUGAGCCAGUCCCGCGCCCCCAAUGCGUUGAUGGCUGCUCUGCCGCCCUCUUCUCCUCCGACUCAACUGGAAAAUACCCAUCUGAGACCAAUUUCAUCAGCUCCUCGGGCAGUGGUAACACCAGCCGCACCAUCUUCAGCUCCAAGGAAGCGUACUGCCCGCACCCAUCAGACAGUGCCAGCAGAGGGUGCAUCUGUGCGAUCAUCAGGAAAAAGAUCGAAUAAGCAUGAUAGACCACCGCACGGAAACAAAGAAGAAGAGGAUGGAAACAGCGACGGGGAUGGGAACCGUCCGCCUCGGGCAAAGCUGUCCAAGAUCCAUGAGGACAGAGGGAACGGUGAGAAACUAGCCUGCCCAUUCUUCAAGCAUAAUUCUCGGAAGUACAAGAACCAGCGACCAUGUUGCGGGCCCGGCUGGGAUCACGUCCACCGUAUUAAGGAACACAUCUACCGCAAACAUUCGCUCCCCAAGUUUUCGUGCCCGCGCUGCUCCCAACCAUUCGAGACCCAGGCAGAUCUCCAAGCACACGCCCGCUCUGCAGACGCCUGCGAGGUCCGCGAGCCAGAAUUCCUUGACGGCAUCACCCAAGACCAAGAAAAGAGGCUCCGCUCGCGUAAGAAAACGUCCGCAAAGGACCUCACCGAGGUCGAGAAGUGGACGCAGGCGUACAGAAUCCUCUUCCCAGACGUGAGAGAAAGGGAGAUCCCCUCACCUUACUACAGCACAGAGGAUGCCGACACGAGCCUGGGCGGCUACGAGGACUACCUUCGCCGCGAGCUCCCGCCCUUGGUUCGCCGGCAACUCGAAAACGAAAUCGAUCGCGAGCUCAGCUUUGUCGAACAAGGGAUGAAGCAGAAGGUGAUCGAAAUCGCCCGCAAUCUCCAGCUUACGCUCUUCAAGGGCUACCAGCAGCUCGAGAACCAGGAGCAUGGCGUUCAAGAUCCACCAAGCGUCGAUGCACCAGCUUCCCAGACAGACGGGUCGACCUCAUCGGCAACGGAUACGUCACCUUCAAGUAUGACCAGUGUCACGACUCCAGAUAUACCUGAUCCUUUAGACUUGUUCAGCAACUAUACUCACCCAGACUUUGACUUCACAUUUCUCUCCGAAGUCCCUUUUCCCGAAGAGCAGGAAAUGCUGCAGGACCCGAGUCUCGAUUUCGGGUUUACGCCGUCGUUCGAAUCCAAGCAACCUGCGACGAUCCAGCCGGGUGUGGAAUUGCUGGAAGGGCAGCAGCUAGAUAUGCCAUACUAUGAGUUGGAGGGUUACCAUGAUAAUCGGGGUCACAUGAGAGAGGCUGAAUCUGUUGGCUACGCCCCAUAA